This is a messenger RNA of Adineta ricciae, 1326 nucleotides long. NCBI's taxonomy places the organism in Eukaryota, Metazoa, Rotifera, Eurotatoria, Adinetida, Adinetidae. The record is from the annotation of a GenBank genome assembly.
AUGCUUGCUGCAUUAGAUUACAUUCAUGCACAAUGCCCUGAUAUUACACAUAUUUAUGAUUUACCACUACGAUCAACUGAAAAUCGUCCAUUGCGCGUGAUUAUUAUUUCGGAUCAACCAGAAAUUCACGAACCACUCGAACCUGAAUUCAAAUACGUAGCCAAUAUGCAUGGAAAUGAAGUUGUUGGACGAGAACUAUUAUUAAGAUUAGCAGAAUACCUUUGUCAAGAAUAUCAAAAUCGAAACGAACAAAUUCAAAAUCUAGUUGAUAACACUCGAAUUCAUUUGAUGCCUUCGAUGAAUCCAGAUGGAUGGGAGAUUGCUGCUCAGUAUGCAUGGAAUACAACACAAGAUCUUGCUUUUCCAGACAUAUCUACAAUGAUGAAAGAAUAUGGUGCGAAAGAUUAUCUUAUGGGACGUGCAAAUGCUAGAGAUAUUGAUUUAAAUCGAAAUUUUCCUAAUCUAGACAAAUUUAUUUAUGCAUAUAAUCACCAUUCACACCAUAAAAACAAUCAUUUAGAUAUGGAAACAUUUCGUUUGUUAUUAAAAGAUCAUGAUUGUAUGAAAAAGCCCUAUCAAAUUGAAACGAUUGCAGUUGCCUUUUGGAUUAUGCAAAGUCCAUUCGUUUUGUCGGCUAAUUUACAUAAUGGUGAUCUUGUUGCCAAUUAUCCCUAUGAUACUUCGGAAAAUAGUCGCAAACAAUAUUCCGGAUCACCUGAUGAUUAUCUAUUUCGACAGUUAGCUGAAGCUUAUUCUUAUGCGCAUAAACAAAUGAGUUCACCAGGUCAACGGUGUGAUGGCGAGCACUUUAAAGAUGGAAUCACCAAUGGUGCUGCCUGGUAUCCCGUAUGUGGCGGAAUGCAAGAUUUCAAUUAUUUAGCAAGUAAUUGUUUUGAAUUAACAUUUGAACUUGGCUGCGAUAAAUUUCCACCUGGAAAAGAAUUGAAAUCGCUUUGGGAUGACAAUCAACAUUCAUUAAUUAAUUACAUGAUGAAAACUCAUACAGGAAUCAAAGGUUUAAUUCAAAAUGAAGAAGGAGAAAGUAUUUCAAAUGCAGGAAUUAAAAUCUAUUACAUAAAGGAUGGUGAAAUGAAUUACAUUGAUCAUGAUGUGAAAUCAAAUCUCGAUGGAGAUUACUAUCGCUUACUCCCGGAUGGAUCAUAUGCCAUUGAAGUUAAUAGCUUUGGAUACAAGAAAGCAAUUCAAUAUGUAACAGUUCAAAAUCAGAUAGAUCAAGUCAAUGCUCAACGAGUUGAUUUUGUUCUUAAACAAGCAACGAUGGAAGAAAUAAAUCGUCAAGAAGUUAUGAAAAAAUAUUGGAAAUAA